AUGCUCCGUUGCAGCAUGCUUCAGCGCAACAUGGGGCUUGGUGACGCCUAUGUCAAGAAGGUCUUUGACACCGUGGCUAGCAAGUACGACUUGAUGAAUGAUGUGCUCUCGCUUGGCGUGCAUCGAAUUUGGAAGCGGCACUUCGUGGAGGAGUGUGUGCGCCCGUGCCCUGGUGGUAGAUUUCUUGACGUUGCCGGCGGCACUGGCGACAUCGCCUUUCGAAUUAUAGACGAGAUCCGAAAUACGGAGAAGUCCUUUGGUCUCGCGCCAACGCCGCGGCAUCAGACGGAAGUGACAGUGCUGGACAUCAAUGAAAAGAUGCUCCGCGAGGGAGAGGCACGCGCCUUGCGAGAGGGCUACCAUGAAGUCUCGUGGGUUGUUGGCAGCGGGGAGGAGCUACCCUUUGAUGAUCUGCACUUUGACAGCUACACGGUGUCGUUUGGAAUUCGUAACUUCAGUGAUCGCCCAAAAGCUCUACGUGAGGCGUACCGCGUGCUACGAGUCGGCGGCGUUCUGAACAUCUUAGAGUUCAGCAAGGUGACGUGCCCACUGUUAAGUGUGCCGUAUGACGUGUGGUCGUAUGGCGUCAUCCCCAGGGCAGGACAGAUGCUGGCGGACAGGGAGAGCUAUCAAUAUCUCGUUGACAGCAUACGCGCCUUUCCGGAUCAAGAGACAUUUGCGGAAAUGAUACGUGAGGCGGGGUUUGGGUAUGUGCGCUAUGAAAACCUGACGGGCGGCAUCGCAUGCAUUCACACAGCCGUCAAGACGGAGCUGCAAAGGACGCAACACGAAGCAAGCCCGCUGGAGGCGGCGGCCACGAAGGCAAGGGAGGCAAAGGAAGCCGAGGAUGAUGGACGGGUUGACCCCGCGUAA
This is a messenger RNA of Trypanosoma conorhini, 873 nucleotides long. RefSeq names its product ubiquinone biosynthesis methyltransferase. The transcript has a single exon. NCBI's taxonomy places the organism in Eukaryota, Euglenozoa, Kinetoplastea, Trypanosomatida, Trypanosomatidae. Bases 1 to 873 code for a protein of 290 amino acids. Gene Ontology annotation, biological process: ubiquinone biosynthetic process. Gene Ontology annotation, molecular function: methyltransferase activity. The record is from RefSeq and is a predicted model, not a curated record.